AAGGGGGUGGAUACUGUGAUGAUGUGCUUUUGCUCUCUCUCUCUCUCUCUCCGCAUCGAUCACCCAUUUGUCAUCAUUUCAAAAGCCUCUCUCUCUCUCUCUGGCGUUGAAGAAGACGCUUUCUGCUUGGUAGGUUGUGCCGUUGGGGGAGUAUGAUGGGCCCGAAUUUCCACUGAGAUUUUAAUGUAGUGAAUUUGGUCUCUGUCUCUCUCUUUUUCCCUUCCUUGUUCUCUCGCUGUUUCGCAUUUCCUUGUCCUUUCUCUUUCUGGGGUUUCUGUUUGUUUUGUAGAGAGAGAUCACAAAUUCACGUGUCUUUCUCAUCUGGGUUUUCAAUUUUCUGAGUUGGGUUUGCGGGAAAGUAUGUCUUUUGGUUGAAUCUCGAGGAAUUUCGGCGAUUUUCUGAAUUUUUGGUUUGUUGGUGGAAAGAAAAGUAAAAGUCAGACCACAGUUCUGGGUCUAAGCAGAGAUCUCUGGUGUUGCUCGCUGCCUUCCUUUGUCGUUGCUGCUGAAUCGCAUCACGAAGCUUCUGAGAAGAUGGUGUUUGGCUCCGGCGUUCUUUUCUUCUGAUCAAACUUUUCCGGAGAAAGGGCUCUCAGAUGGAUAGAAUGAUUCAGCCUCCUUUGGUUGAUACCACGAGUUGUCUGUGUCGAGUGGACACCGGCUUCAAAACUGUUGCCGGAGCCAAAAAAGGUUUUCCUGGGGCGAGACCUUGCCUCCGACCUGAUAUCAAGAAUUCCAUUCACCCAACCGGAAGUAGACCAUCUCGAGGUGAAAGAAGCAGCCGUAACCAAUCUCCUCUCCUCCCGGGUCUUCCGGAUGACCUUGCGGUCGCAUGCCUCAUCCGGGUCCCUCGUGCUGAGCACCGCAAGCUUCGCCUCGUCUGCAAAAGAUGGUACCGUCUUUUGUGCGGAAAUUUCUUUUACUCCCUCAGGAAAACCCUCGGGAUGGCUGAAGAAUGGAUUUACGUUAUCAAGAGAGACCGCGAAGGGAAAAUCUCGUGGCACGCUUUCGAUCCUUUGUACCAGCUUUGGCAACCUCUUCCGCCUAUUCCUCGGGAAUACUCCGACGCUCUAGGGUUUGGGUGUGCUGUACUUAGUGGAUGCCAUCUUUAUCUAUUCGGUGGUAAAGAUCCGCUUAAAGGGUCCAUGAGGCGAGUCAUCUUUUAUAACGCGAGGACGAACAAGUGGCACCGAGCACCCGAUAUGCUCCGGAGGCGCCAUUGUUUCGGCUCGUGUGUCAUAAACAAUUGCUUGUAUGUUGCUGGAGGAGAGAAUGAAGGGGUGAAUCGGUCAUUAAGAUCGGCCGAAAUGUACGAUCCGAACAAGAAUAGAUGGAUGUUCAUCGCUGAUAUGAGCAAUGCAAUGGCACCGUUCCUCGGGAUUGUUUACAAACAGAGGUGGUAUCUGAAAGGGAUAGGUUCACACAGGCAGGUUCUGAGUGUAGCCUAUGAACCUGCAACCGAUUCUUGGAACCCCGUGUUUGAUGAUGCAAUGGUGACCGGUUGGAAAAACCCGACGGCUGUCCUAAACGAGAAUCUGUACUGCUUGGACUGCAAAGACGGUUGCAGGCUACGGGUUUACGACGAAAUAUCGGGUUCUUGGGGGAAACUCAUAGACAGUAAGGUGCAUCUCGGGAGCUCCCGGGCAAUGGAGGCAGCGGCUCUUUUCCCGCUGAACGGCAAACUCUGUAUAGUGCGGAACAACAUGAGCGUAUCGGCGGUAGAUGUAUCGAGAUCGAGCGAGGAAAACGGGGAGAGUCUGUGGAUAGCGAUGGCGACGACGAUGACGGGAAAAGGGCAGCUCAAGAACUUGGUGACGAAUCUGUGGUCGAGUAUUUCGGGCAGGAACAGAGUGAAGAGUUGGAUCAUACAUUGUCAGGUUCUUCAAGCUUGAAAGAGGUUUCUUGUCUGGUUUUUUAGGGUUUCUCGGUGGCGGGAAGAAGAAGUAGCUGUUUAUGGGAAGUAAAAGCCUUUUUUUUAACUUAACCUUCUUGUUCACAUUUUGGUGUUUUUGGCAAAAGAAGGGCAUAAACUUCCUAUAAACAGCCAACUUCAUUGAGAAAAAUCACACUUUAGCA
Messenger RNA from Tarenaya hassleriana, 2076 nucleotides. RefSeq names its product F-box/kelch-repeat protein At1g55270-like. The coding region runs from base 597 to 1892 and encodes 431 amino acids. Lineage: Eukaryota; Viridiplantae; Streptophyta; Magnoliopsida; Brassicales; Cleomaceae. The transcript has 2 exons. The record is from RefSeq and is a predicted model, not a curated record. Gene Ontology annotation, molecular function: protein binding.